Messenger RNA from Pseudo-nitzschia multistriata, 5075 nucleotides. The record is from the annotation of a GenBank genome assembly. NCBI's taxonomy places the organism in Eukaryota, Bacillariophyta, Bacillariophyceae, Bacillariales, Bacillariaceae.
CAAUUUGCAGUUUCACUGGAUCACAGCUAAUGGCAGAGAAACUUGUGUCCUGGGCCGACCCUGUCAACACCUCUGAAAUUUCCGACCCCAUUUUCCGAAGCAAAAUUUCUCACAAUCUGUUUUCGGCAAAAAGAUUUUUUGCAGUAAUAUUUCAUGCCAGUUUCAAAUACGCAACGAUGGCGGAACCCAAGAAUGGAGAAGACAGYACCGUUAUGCCAACGAUAGACAGACAAGAGGCAGAAAAUCAGAACACAGACGAURUCGGCGCCAAAGAUGAUCCUAGUCAACAAUUGUUUAAAAACCUGGCAAUCUUGCCUCCUUUGCAGAAGGACACAAGCRGCAAAGAUCGCAGGAAGCAAGAUUUGAUCGAUGCCGUUCCGCUUCCUCCGAUUCGAGCGGAAGAACCUGUUUCAUCAAUUCGAGCUGCUCUGGGGGAAAUUUGUGGCUAUGCCCAUCUGACGAAUUACCGUUUUGUUCUGGAGAGGGGCGAUGAGAAUGAUACUGCUACGGAUUCUUUGGGCAAAAGAGGCGGUUCGUCGUCAAAGCAAGGCCCYGUUGCUUCCCCCUACACAGGAUUAAAUGCUGUCAUUUCAACGAAGGAAAUUGUGAAGUCUUUUUUAAACGAGGUGGAUCCUGUGACUGCGACAAACAAAAUGGAUACCGAGAAAGCCAUGGUCCUCGACGAGUUUGGAGAUCUGACUUCAUUGUUGUGUGAUGACGGAUUGAAAGAUGGUUCUGGAUUCCGAAUUGUGUUGGAACGRUACGAUAUAGCACUCAUUCGAGAUCAUAUUGCACGACUAAGGACUCUGCUGGAUGGGAAUGCACCAAACUCGACAUCGCUGGAUGAGAGUAGYGGUGAAGCCGUAGCUCCAGACUCGUCGUCGCCACCGUCGCCUGRAACUGAGAAAGAAAGCGAUACCAACGCUUCAAGCGCGACACAAGGGAAAGUGAAAGAAAGUCAASCGGAGCUUGCCAUUGAAAAAAAGGAGAAAAAUGWUGCCAACAAUAAGGAAGAGCAGCAAAAGGGAUCAAACCAGAAGAAAAAAGAUGCGCCUUCCGUUCCUCCAAAAGAUAUGCCUGUGUUUUCACCAGAGAAGUCCUUGUCCCCCGACAGCAACGACCUGAAGAAUUUCUUUUACUAUGCUUGCGGUGAAGAUCCGUCUUURUACUUGGACGGUCCGGAUGCUAAUAAGAAGGRAAUGGGCGGUGGCGGCGUAGCGAAGUCCAAGAAAAAAGGAAAGAAGAAGAAUUCAAAGACCUCGUCUGAAGAAGGCGACAAGGCCGAUGAGGAGUCGAAAGAUCAAUUGAUAAAACGAGUGAUUCCUCUGUUAAACGAAAUCGAGGAACGAACAAGAAUUUCCUGUCACAUUCGUUUCAGUGGCUUUCACCCACCACCGCAAUCUCGACAGUUCAUGGGUGACCUUGCUUACCUUGAGGUGACUUUACCCGAYGGCGAAGUUGUCAGUAUCUCUGCCACGCCCCUAGGUUUCUUUGUCAAUCAAUGUUCAUUGAAUAGAGGAGACUACAAAUUCGACCCUUCUCCAGCAGAAAAAUCUUGUUUUUCUCACGAGCUGUUGGAUUGUUUGCUACAAUAUUCCAAAUCAUUUUCUGAUGCAUGGAGCGAUGCCCUCGUUGCAGCGAAGAGUCGUGCCGAAUUAAUGCUAAAAAUUAAUGAAGAUGGGCCAUUUCACUCAUUCUUUCGCGUUGCAAUCCGUGGAGACUUUCCGGGGUACAAGCGACCGUCGGUCGCGGCAGCAUCAGAGGGGAUCGAUGCUCUGGUUCAAACUCCUUCCUGGCUCGUCCCAGUUCCUCGAGUUGAACAAGAGGCGGAAAAUUCCUGGAAUAGAAAUUGCGAACACUCCUAUAGUUCUGCAAGGACCGAAGAGGAUUUAUCGAACUCAUUUGGUGUAGACAUCCGCAACGGCUCGCUUAGGGACUGGAAUGAAGAACUUCAAGUUGCUCGUGAAAUGCCAAUGGAUAACUUACUAGAGAGAAUUGAACGCGCUAGGUAAGGAGUGCAGAUGAUUGUKUCCAAUUCUUUGUCGUCGGAAUACUACCGCAUGUACGAGACUAAUCCGAAUUUUUUCUAUUUUCUCUUGUGUGUUAGAGUGUUAAACAAGGUUUUAACGGAUUUUGGAGAAGCGGUACUUUUAGGAGUGAAAGCAAUCAGUCAAGGCCAAGUGACAGCAAUGAACCCCAACGAACCGUURCGAUCACAAGUGUUUUUGCACAAUAAUAUUUUCUUUUCCCGCGCCGUUGAUGCUGGUCUUGAAACAUUUAAAGUUGCGAAAGGAGACAAAGCCGCCCGAAARUCGGCCUCUCGGGAUCUCCACUGCCUCGGGGCGCUCCACCGUAUGGAACGUACUGGUCUCCACACUCUUGCAACUGCUGUGGUUGAUUACCUUGGUUCAAGGUUUGUCUGCCAAAGCAUCUUGCCGGGUAUUUUGAGCGGAGAAAAGACACAUACGUUGCUCUAUGGUGCUGUUGAGUCAGGAGUCCCACUAGUUUGGGACAAAGAAAURCACGAUUUGUUUGAAACAACUCUCGGGAAGGGACUGAUGAUAGCCACGCGCCCGAUGCCAAAACAACCGUUGACAGCAGAACGCCUUGCGGAGAUCGAAGAUGCAAAGAUCGAACCCCUUUCCAUCAAAUAUGGCAAGGAUGAAGACGAAAAGAGAGAUGAAGAUGAAAGUCUCACAAUAGAUUUGUGCGCCCCACUUGAAGCCAAGGGCAUUCGUGGCAGUGAUCAACGAAAGUAUGUGCUUGAUAUGACAAGACUAACCCCUCGUGAUGCAAAUUGGGUACCAAGAGAACAGGGAGGGACUGGGAAGUGGGACCCUGAAGUGGGGGCAAACGGAGGUUCGUCGGAUGAUGGAUUGAUCCCAAGUAGCCUCGAUGACGAAGARUGGACUCUAGCUGUACUUCGAAACGAGCUUGUAUCACAUUUUGCCCAGGUCAAAAUGGCMAGAUAUGUCCAGGAGAAAAAGGCAUCUGCCGAAGAGGACGAAAAAGCUGCUGCCGAAGGCGAGAAAAAGAACCCAAGCGAUGAAAAGGUGGAACAGAACAAGGGCGAAGACAAUGACAAGGAAACUGGCAACAACGACAAGAAGGACGAGAAGCCCGCAGAAACCGCUUCGGCAGGGAGAAAGAAAAUGUCGGAAGAUGAUCUUGCUUAUUUGAAUUCGUUGCGAUUCAAUGUAAACGUGUUUCUCCCCGAUGUUAUUACUCUGGAAGGGAUCGAUGACGGCGCUCUGGAGCAGAUCAAGAAAGACGAAGAAAUGGUUCGUGAAGCUUCGGUUUAUCUCUGGAACGAUGUGAUUCCCGGUGUGACGAACGAGAUCCGGAUGGGCACCGUUCAUACCGUGCCACACGAUGGAAAGAGCCUUACCGAAUUUAUUCACCAGCGAGGCAUCAAUUGCCGUUAUCUCGGCCGUCUUGCAACGCUCGCACAGGUCGAAGAAGAAAAAGACCGAAAGCAGAUCAAGGCCUACAAGGAGAACAAGGUCUCGGAGCUGGCUCGGAGAAAGAUGCCCCUGUUCUGGCUCGAGCUACUGGAAUGCGAGAUGGUUGCCCGCGCUUCCAAGCACGUCCUCGACCGCUACCUGAGCGUCAACAACUAUGCCAACAUCGGCAGCCUGUCCCAGAUCGUGGCAUCCUUCCUCUGCGCCCUGGUUUCGGAAGGCGAAGAAACCGCUGCCCAGACGGAGAAGAGAACGGAAAAGGCCGGUCCCGAGGAACCGGACGAGGACGACCUGGCCGGGCUGASCCUCUUCCAAACCGGCGCCUCGGCCUUUCCCCUCCGAAGCCGCCACGAGGUCUGGUCCGACAUCGAGGARGAAAUCGGCCGCCGGUUCCGGUACGGCCUCUCGAUCUUCAACCGRGGAYCGGCGARCCGAAAGGCACCCUUCCUGCCGCUCCUCCGCCGGGUGUGCCAGCGGAACGGGAUCCGCCUGGUCGCGCGGUCCUACGAGAUCGGCGCAAAGUGCGUCUGCAGCGCCCCGGGGUCCUCCGGGGGAUCCUCCCUCGUGGCCUCGCACCCGAUCUCGGCGCUCGACGUGGUGGACGUCGUYCCGCUGAUGAAGCACGCGGCGGCCCACAACGAGGGCUUUGUGGCSUGCGGCGUGGUUCCCACCACGGGCCUCCCGCCCCUCCACAUCUCCCUCCCCGACGCCAGGGCCACCCUGGAGCAGGCCCACCUGUACCACAACAAGCGGCUCCUCUCGAGGGCCCUCGACCUGGCACAGGAGGCGGCGGGCCUGUACCAGAGGGUCUCGGAAACCCCCGCCCACCCGGGCGUGGUCCGGUGCAUCGACCUCAUCGCGUCGAUUCUGUACGAUGCCGGAGARCCCGGGCUCGCGGCCCAGAACGCCUCCAAGGCCCUCGGGUACCAGACKCAGAUUUCCGGCUUUGACUCCCCCGACGUGAUCAACCUGCACUUUGUGAUGUUCCAGUUCCUCCUGGCCACGGGCGAGCCGUCGAGGGCCACCAAGCACAUCAAGGCGGCGAUCUACCUCAUGGAGCUGAUCGGGGGAAGGAACCACCUGGAGCUCUCGAACGCCUACCACAAGGCGGGAACGGUCUACCACGGGGUGAACGACCUCCGGACGGCCCUCCGGUUCUACCAGSAGGCCACCGCCAAGGACUCGUGCGACCGGCUGCUGGAGGCCAUGAUCUCCAAGAGCUCCGCCCUCGUGCUGGCGGGCGUGGGCGACUUCAAGCAGGCCUUUGAGCACGAGAAGCGGGCCUUUGGGCUGUUUUCGGUCCUCCUGGGGCCCGGCCACACGCUGACGAAGCAGAGCGACCUGGCCCUGAACAAUUUUAUGAGGGCCGCCGUGGAGCACGGGAGCAAGAUGGUCGACGACCUGAAGAAGAAACGGGAGGAAGAAGCGGCCGAGGCCAUUGCCUUUGAGAUCGAGGCCGAGGAGGCCGCGGAAGAGGUGAGGCGCAAGAAGAAGAACCAAAAGAAAAAGAAGGGAAAGAAGCACUGAGCCGAGGAAGGAAGGAAGGAGCGGGCGAGUGGGCGGGCGAGCGGGCGACCGGUCCCCCUACGGUGGAAUUGUAGAACACUAUAGGAA